Messenger RNA from Helianthus annuus (common sunflower), 2298 nucleotides. Its product is annotated as protein SIEVE ELEMENT OCCLUSION C. The record is from RefSeq and is a predicted model, not a curated record. Lineage: Eukaryota; Viridiplantae; Streptophyta; Magnoliopsida; Asterales; Asteraceae. Gene Ontology annotation, biological process: phloem development. Bases 78 to 2159 code for a protein of 693 amino acids. The transcript has 7 exons.
GGAGAUGUUGUACCCAUGCAAUAUUAUAAUUCAUAAAGAGAAAUGUAGGAGUUGAGUUCAUUUGAAUUAAUUCAACAAUGGAGUUAAGUGGAAAUGACAGUUUCACCCCUCAGUCUUCUUCUACACAACUAUCUAUUGAACAAGAAUUCAUCAUAAGCAAGACUCUACUCACUCAUGAAUCCGACAUGAUUCGUGUGGAUUGCAAGAUUUUGUUUCAAGCCAUGGAAAAUGUCAUGUCAUAUGCGUCUAAUUCAAACAACACUGUUGAAGUGCAUACUCUUGAUAGUAUUGAGAGCUUCGCAACAAAAGAAACUUUGGAGCAUGCCAUUUAUAAGUUGUCACGCGCGAUACUGUGUGAGUGUCAUAACACGACAGAUAUGCACGCUCAAACUAUAGUUUUACUAGAGAUGUUAGGGAACUACAGAUGGGAUGCAAAAGUGGUUUUGAUACUCACGGCAUUUGCAAUAAGUUAUGGCGAAUUUCGGCUCAUUCUUGAGGUUUAUUCACACAAUGCAUUAGCAGCGUCACUUGCGGUACUCAAGAACUUGUGUUGGAGAAAUUCCGAAGCGUUGAGACCCCAGUUUAAGGCUAUGGAAAUGCUAAUAAAGGAAAUGGUGGAACUCGCUAAGUGUGUAGUGAGAUUCGAAGGGCUGCCUCUACAACUUGUACUUCAUGAUGAUCACGCUUGUACGCUUAUGGCCGGUGCGAAGUCUAAGAUCUAUUUGGCCACUUAUUGGAUCUUUAGAAGCACACUCACAUCUGCUUCUCAGAUCACAGACUUGAUUGCCAUGAAUCAGGAGAAUUCGAAUACAACCGUGAAUGCAGCAUGGGGUUUGUCUAGUUUGGCUCUUAGGUUGAGCAGAUUAUGCAGUAGCCUCAGAAUGCAGGUUGAUGCAUAUCAAGAACAGAUAGAGCCGAAGUUGUAUGAAAAGCUGACGGUUCUUCUUGAGGAUCACACAAAAGUUGAUAAUCAAGAAUUGCUUCACUUAUUCUUUUCUUUGAAUGAUGAUUUGCCGCUAAAAGAUUCUUCUUCUCAAGAAAAGGUUGGUAUAUCAACAUUGAAACACAAGGUAGUUAUGCUUUUGGUUUCAAAGCCAGAUCUUUUGCCGAUCGAACAAACUCUAUUGCUACUACACCAAACUCAUGAGCAUCCCGACAACAAGAACAUAGAACAUGAUUAUGAAAUCAUGUGGGUCCCAAUCUCGUCUUCAGAAACAUGGACUCUUGAUGAACACAUAAGUUUUGAUUACUUAUCAAACUCGUUACCGUGGUUGUCAAUCAGGCAACCAUGGUUGCUAAACUCAGCAAUAGUCAAAAUGAUUAGACACGAAUGGAAGUUUGAAGAGAGGCCUUUGUUGGUAGUAUUAGAUCCGCUUGGAUCGGUUUCAAAUUAUAAUGCGAUUGAUAUGGUGUUGAUUUGGGGACCGAAAGCUUUUCCAUUUUCGGAUUCACGAGAGAAAGAACUUUGGGAGGAAGAAAACUGGAAUCUGAAGCUUAUGUUAGGUGGAACAGAUCACUUCCUAACCAAGAUGGUGGAAGGAGGCGAAAAUAUUUGCAUAUGUGGAAGUGGUAACCUAGAAUGGAUCAACGAAUUUGAUUCGAGAAUCAAGAAACUAAAAAACGCACGGUUGCAGCUUCAAGUGAUCUACGUUGGAAGCAGAAACUCGGUUGAAAAUGAAAGCAUGAGGACAACAUUAGCCGAUAUCAACAAAGACAGUUUGUUCACUCCGAUAAAAGUUCAGUUUUUCUGGCUAAGGUUAGAGAAGAUUAAAGAUUCAAUUCUUCGGGCCGGCCAAAUUCAAACGUUUGCAAACUAUGAAACCAUGUUGGAACGAGUCUCGGAGUUGCUAGACACCGAUGAUGAUAACACCAAUUGGGCGGUUUUUGGAUGUGGGAAUUCUAGUGAUUUUGUGAUGUUAAAAGGAAACAAAAUCGCGGAGUUCUUUGACCGGGUUCCUGACUGGGCCAAAAAGGUUGCAACAUUGGGGUUUGUGGGUGCGAUCAGAAGCGUUGAUGAUGAAGUUAACGGUGCGGUCGCUUGUGAUCACACAACCGAGGUUCCUUAUGAUGAAGGAAUGGUUCAAGGAACUGUGGUUUGUGAGAAAUGUAAGCGUGUGAUGAGGCGUUCUAUAGUUUAUAAAUGUGAUGGAUCCAAGUAGAAUGUCAUAAGGUUAGAAAAGAUGAUUUUAUUUUCUUGAAAAGCAUAAAAAAUAAGUUUAGUUUUUGUAUAACAAUAUCAAUAAUGGGGUCCAAAUAUUUUGGAUUUUGAAGACAAACACUUGGAUGAGAUUUCAAUUC